AUGGUUCUCUUUGAUUUCAAAUCCGACAAGCACUUCGUUGCUUCCUCGGACAAGACGACCCUCAAAGUCUACGAGUUGACCAACCCUACCACUGUUAAUCCUUCCUCCAUCGGGAAGAAUCACUGGAAGGAAGUCGCCACCAUCACCGCCCCAGAGGAGGAGGAGGAGGAGGAGGAAUCUUACGACGGGCUGAUGUUCUUCGAUGGUCACGGGAGGAUCGAGGGACGGGAGGCGUUGACCAAGCUAGCCCAACACCUCACCCGACUGCAAUUGAGGGUCAGCCCUCAAGGGUUUUGUUUCCAGGAUGUCACCGGGUUAGGCGAGCACAAAGAGUUUGGGUUUCACUACCUCCGACUGAACGAUCUUUUCAACUGGCCGUAUCACGGUGUCAGAAUGCCAGGAAUCGCCACGUGGCGGCGCCUGGUGUUGGAGUACUCCGUACCGAAAGGGGAGAAGAAGCGGUCGUCGACGGCCGGAGGAGGCGUGAGCAAGAAGAAGUACGAGGAGUUGAAAAAAAUGGUCGAAGAAAGGGACGAAAAGAUACUGAAGCUGAGGGAGGAGAUGGAAGAACAAGAUUGGGAAUUGGAAAAGCUAAAAGAAGAGAGGGGGAAACACGAGCAGGAGCUGCGAGACCUGGAAAAGAAAAACGGCAAGGAGCUGCUGAAGCUGUCGAGGAAAAAAGACGGCGAGCUAGAAACGCUCAAGAGGGAGAAGGACGAGGAGCUGGAGGAUAAAACCGAGGAGAAGAAGUACGAGGAGUUGAAAAGAAUGAUCGAAGAGAGGGAUGAAAAGAUCGGAAAGAUGAGGGAGGAGAUGGAAGAACAAGAUUGGGAGAUGGAAAAGCUAAAAGAAGAGAGGGGGAAGCACGGGGUAGAGCUACGCGAGUUGGAGAAGAAAAAUGGCAAGGAGCUGCGGAAGCUGUCGAAGCAAAAAGAUGGCGAGCUAGAAACGCUGAAGAGGGAGAAGGACGAGGAGUUGGAGGGAAAAAAACGAAGUUACGAGGAGCUGAAAAAGAUGAUCGAAGCGAAGGAUGAAGAGUUGGGAAAGCUGAGGGAGGAGAUGGAAGAACAAGAUUGGGAGAUGGAAAGGCUAAAAAGGGAGAGGGGUAAGCACGCGACAGAGCUUCGCGAGUUGAAAAAGCGAACCGGCAAAGAGAUGCGGCAGCUGAGGGAGGAGAUGGAGGAACGAGAUUCGGAGAUAGAGAAGCUGAAAGAGGAGAGCGAAAAACACGAGCAGGAGCUGCGAGACUUGGAAAAGAAAAACGACAAGGAGCUGCGAAAGAUGCCGAAGAAAAAAGACGGCGAGCUGGAAACGCUCAAGAGGGAGAAGGACGAGGAAGUGGAGGACAAAAUUGACGAGCUAGAGACGUUGAGAAGAAUGUACGAGGAGCUGAAAAAGACGGUUGAAAAGAAGGACGAGGAGCUGGAGAAGCUGAGGGAGGAGAAAAAUGGCAAGGAGCUGCGGAAGCUGUCGAAGCAAAAAGAUGGCGAGCUAGAAACGCUGAAGAAGGAGAAGGACGGGGAGUUGGAGGAGAAAGACGAGGAGUUAGAGGCGUUGAGAAAAGAAAAGGACGGCGCAGCAAAGCUGAGCAAAGUGAAGGAUGAGGAACUGAAAAAACUGAGGGAGGAGGUGAAGAAUAUGAAAAGAGCUAAUAAGAAGGAAGAUGAAGCAGCAGUAGGCGAGAAGGGAAAGAUAACGAUAGACAGUGAUGAAUGGCAGAAGUUGAAGAAGGAUGCGGCGGAAAUGAGGCAAGAGGUAAUGAAGAAGGACGAAGAGAUGAAAAGAAGGCUAGAAAAAGUGGGAAAUGAUAACGAAGCAUUGCAGAAGCUUGCGAAUGAGAAGACCGCCGAGUCUCAGAAGCUAAGGAGUGAGAAGGAAGAAAUGAUGAAAGAGAAUGCAGAUGAAAUGCGAAAGCUGAAAGACCAACUGUUACAAGUUCCUCGCGAGCCCGAGCAACGUCCCAAGCAAUCAUGGGUGAAGACAACUACAACUAAAUUAGUGUCCCUUUCUUUCUGCAAUGACGACAUAAUAAGCAGAAGACGACCAGUACCCCGUGAUACUUUUUGCGUCGAUGAACGCAAAUCGAGUAAUUUCAACUACAAGCCAUAUCAAAAGGGGAGCGUGCCGUUCUUGUUUUACAGUUGGACAAGUGUGGUGGAUGAAGAUUCCAAAGAUUGGCCGCCUCCUCCCAAGAUGAAUGUGUACAGUUCUUCAGGCUCGUUCGACCAAGACAACUGGUGGCUUAUGAAGACGACUCACCUGAGUGAUGGCAGCUUGACGAUGAUGGCUUAUUACGACGGCAAUUUUCGAUGCUCUGUUUUCUCGGAGUAUAAUCACCCUAUCCGACUUCCCUAUUCGUGGGACAAUCGUUUAAUGGCAGGUACAUCUUUCUUCUUGGUUCACGUUGGACGGGAAUACAAGCUUGCUUUCAUGUACCGUGACUAG
Molecule: messenger RNA, 2445 nt
Organism: Linum tenue
Lineage: Eukaryota; Viridiplantae; Streptophyta; Magnoliopsida; Malpighiales; Linaceae
Source: the annotation of a GenBank genome assembly